Messenger RNA from Xenopus tropicalis (tropical clawed frog), 2402 nucleotides. It is a transcript of the gene or11an15, whose product is annotated as olfactory receptor family 11 subfamily AN member 15. The coding region runs from base 117 to 1061 and encodes 314 amino acids. Gene Ontology annotation, molecular function: olfactory receptor activity; G protein-coupled receptor activity. Lineage: Eukaryota; Metazoa; Chordata; Amphibia; Anura; Pipidae. Gene Ontology annotation, cellular component: membrane; plasma membrane. Gene Ontology annotation, biological process: detection of chemical stimulus involved in sensory perception of smell; signal transduction; G protein-coupled receptor signaling pathway. The transcript has a single exon. The record is from RefSeq and is a predicted model, not a curated record.
CAAAAGCAGUUUAUAAACAGACCAAUCACAGCAGGAAUCACAGCAAACACAAUGGCACAAGUGCUGCUACUGUUAUUAUUAUAUUGUGCCGUGCGUUUAUUUCUCGUCCCCAGACAAUGAAUGAGAAGAACCAGACGUGGGUCAGUGAGAUUGUUCUCUUGGGGUUUCAGAAUCUCCACAACUUCAAGCUUCCUUUGUUCUCUCUGUUUCUUCUGAUUUACAUUCUGACAGUUUGGGAGAAUGUCCUCAUCAUAGUGUUGGUGUCCUUCAGCCGGAACCUCCACUCCCCCAUGUACUUCUUUCUCCAGCAGUUGGCUCUAUCUGACCUACUGGGAUCCACAAAUAUUGUCCCCACCCUGCUCCAAACUGUAAUGAAUGAAGGAAAGACAAUUCCUCUUGUUAACUGUAUAACACAAUUGUAUUUUUUUGGUGUUUCAGAAGCCUUUGAGUGUUUGCUCCUAGCAGUAAUGGCCUAUGACAGAUACGUGGCCAUCUGCAUCCCCCUGAGAUACACUUGUAUAAUGUCCCACAGGGUUUGUGAGAUAUUAAUUCUAAUAUCAUGGCUCCUUUGCUUUGGCAUUACAGUGAUUACAGCGUAUCUAGUAGGGACCCUACAGUUUUGUGACCAAACUAUCAUUAAUCAUUUCUUCUGUGAUUUAUCUCCUCUGCUAGAACUUUCCUGCUCGGACACUUUCUUACUGCAAAUUGAUAUUUAUUUUCUAUCAGUCCCUUUGGUUUUUCUACCCUUUAUACUCAUCUCUGUAUCAUAUAUGUGUAUUGCCCAUGCAAUCCUAAAGAUAGUGUCCCAUACCGGGAGGCAAAAAGCCUUCUCCACCUGCAGCUCUCACUUGGCCGUUGUCUCCAUGCUUUAUGGGACAAUAAUUGCUAUUUACUUGUUUCCCUCGAUACAACAUUCUCCGGCCAGUAGCAAAGUUCUGUCUCUGCUGUACACAACAGUGAUUCCCGUGGGUAACCCCCUCAUUUACAGCUUGAGAAAUAAAGAUAUCAAAGAAGCCCUUAACAUUAAAUUAAAAAAACUAUGCAAAUAUACUAAUAUAUAAAAAUGGACAUUAAUAAAGUAAUGAUUCAGCUUUGGAUUAAGGAAUAUUAUUUUAUAAAGACAGAAGGAUUAUUUUAACAAAAACCAACUUCAUAUGAGUGGGGAGCAUUGGGUUAUCUCAGCUUUUACAUUAUACAUGUGUGUCGAGGGGGCGAGGCCAAGACGUUGAUGAGUCUGGACAUGUAGGAGAAAGCUCUGCUUUCUAAUACAAAAACCUUACCAGCCACACCCAAUACCCCAAAAAGUCCUCUAAAUCACCACCCAGAGAUGCCAUCCAAGGGAACAAGAAGUCACCACAGUCCGACUUGACCUUUAUUAGAUAAGUCCCAGCAUCCGCCAGCUAAAAAUCAAGAUGGAGCUGGUCACAGUUGUUAUCACGCACUCGCCUCUGGGUAGCAGUUCCAAAAUGGAGGAACCCCUACGAGCAGAAACACCAAUAACAGUGUGACCUUUGCCUAAAUUAAAGACUCUCUGCAUCCAGAUAUCAAUGAGGCUAUACAAUUAGUGCGUAUGGAUGUACAAAAUGUAGGACUCAGGGUGGUCUCUUUGGAACAAUGUGUAGAUGAGUUGCGUAACUCACAUAACCAGUACACAGAUUGUCUUCUUUGCUUCCUUAAACACUGCUGAUUUGGUAGUUAACCAGAUGCAUAAAAUGCCUAAAAAACCUUCCACCAGAAGUACCACGUAACACUAUUGGUAGGGUUCAUCUUUAUACAACCAAACAACUCCAAAUAUUGUUCCAAAUACCCAGGAUCAACAAACAGUUACUGACCCUUAAUAUAUUCAUGUACAUUUAUUGAUAGCAAUACCAAAAAAGCAACCACUUGAUUGGUCUACGGCAGGGGUGGCCAAAACAUCGAUCCCCCGUGGAUUUCUGGUGGACCGUGUCGAAGCCGAGAAAUGCGGAAGUGCAGCACAUUUAUUGGGUAUGCGUACGUACGUCGAAAGUAGAUCGCCGGGGAAAAAAGUCUGGCCACCCCUGGUCUAUGGUUUCUCCAAGGAGGGGCAAACAAAAACAAUGGCCUCUUGUUACCAGAAAAUGUUUUUUAUUCUUUUUAUAUCUACAACAGCUCUCAUUUACACUUCAUAUUGUUUCCCCAAUGGUUUAGGAGCGAUUUCUGCCUCCCAAUUGCUCCUUUUUAUUUUGAUAUAAACUGCCCAUUUGUACCCACAGCUUUAUAUAUAUAAAAGAGCAGGAAGUGGGCAGUUAGGUAUUUACAUUUAGUUUGAGUUAUUGGUUAGUACUUUCCUAUUGGCUGUUCUGCUUUUGUAUCUCUUCCUUCCUCUCAGGUCGGUACCAGGGUUUAUAUAUGACUUUAUGCAUUGUGACUAACACUUUACA